GCCGCCAUUGAAACCGCGCAGCAUUGCAUUUUGGGAUACCUUCCUCCAUCAUGGCGGAUUAGGUAGUCGGCUAACAUUAACGGUUAGCAUAUUCAUCGAUUGUUUGGUUUCCCACAUUGAAGGGGUGCAGCUAUCUGGCAUUUUCUACACAGGUACUGCAUCCACCGAAUAUAAACUGGUGUUGAGUGACGGUGCAGCACGCCAGUGUCAUUAAGAGGGCAUUUUACAAAAUCAGGGACAACCGCACAAUGGAAUGUGCAUUGGACAUCCCCUCAGGUGAUGAUGAGGCACCUGAGAAAGAUGAAAUGAAUGCCAAAGAAGGGAAUGAGCCACCCCACAAGAAAAACAAGAAGCACAGAAAACACAAGAGCAAGAAGAAGAAGAGGAAGAAGAAGGGGGAAAAGGAAAGCAGUUCAGAAUCCGGUGCGGAGUCGGAUGCAGAGCCUCCGCCGCCGCCGAGGGCUGUCAGGACCACCAGAGCCAGUGCCAGACUGGCAGCAGCUACAGGAGCUGGAGACCCAGCUGGGCUAAAGGAGGAGUGCAGAAGGGAUGUAAUUACAGCAUCACUUCUCCUCUCAGAUCGUGCAGACACGGAGGGAGAUGCAAAAUCCAAAAAACACAAAAGACACGCUGCCAAGAAGAAGAAGAAGAAGAGGAAGAAAGAAGAAAAGCAGGAGAAGAAAUCCCCAUCUCGCUCCCCAUCUGAAAGCAGCUCCGCUUCAGGCUCUGAGUCUGAAGGUGAAGUAGGGAAAGGGGCUGCUGAUGGCAAAUACUCUCCUGCUGCAGCAUCUGAACUGCAAGACCCAGUGUCCAAACUGGUUUCAAAAAGCAAACGAGGGGAGAAACCUGAACUGCUUGGAGUGAAGAAAGAGGAGAUAUCAGAUAUGGAUGUGUCCCCAUCUGGAGGGAAGGGCAGUAACGCCAAUCGAUCAGAAAAAGAUAUGAGGUCCCCCUCUGCAGGCCAGGAUGAGAUAACGCAGACAGUGACAGUUAAUGUUAAGACAGAGGGUAGUCAUGCUGAUGGUACAUUCAGCCAUGCCCAGGAACUCCCUGACAUCAUCCCUAAACAGGAAGGUGCUACCGCAAGAGAUGACCCAGGCCUGAAAGAUCAGGCAAAUUCAGUUCAGAGGGCAAAGGACAGGGAGCGCGAUUCAUCCAGGUCCAGGUCUCCUUCCCCUCCCAGGGGCAUAGACAUUAAGAGGUCUGGGUCAAGUCAUAGUCGUUCCCCAACAUCUAGUCCUAGCAGGCAGCACUCUGAUGGGCAAACAGCGGCAGCAAAGAAAGAACGGUCAAGAACCCAUUCCAGGUCAACCUCUAAGGGAAAACGGUCUACAACUCCUUUAAAGAGUCGACAACUGUCCCGCUCUCUGUCCCGCUCUCAGUCCCCUAAAUCUAGAAGGAAGUCUCUCACCCCGUCUCCCAAGAGAGCCAUCUGUCAGUCCCGGUCCACCUCUCGCUCCCUCACCCCAAAGAAGAAAUCAAAGUCUCCAAGGAAGUCGAAGUCUCCUAAACGUCGGAGGAGUUCAUUGUCUGUUUCGCCAAAGCGACGCAGAAGUUCCCGCUCUCCUAAAAGAAAGGUGUCACGAUCCCCUAAACGUGGUGGGCGCAGGUCUCCCUCUCUCUCUCGGUCUCCAAGGAGAAGUCGAAGGUCAGAGUCACGUCCCCGUGGAGGCACAAUCCACUCCAGGGCCCGAUCACCUAGACGAGGUGGUGCAGUUGGCAGGCGUUCAAGGUCACGUUCCAUCACUAGAAACCGCCGCUCCAUCUCUAAAUCAAGACGCCCUCUUCGUCGCUCCAGGUCGCGGUCACCGGCAAGACGUGCAGGAGGUAGGCGCUCCAGGAGUCGAUCUUUGUCUAAACGUAGGAGGUCACCACCCCCCAGAUCCCGCCGCUCACGCUCCCGGUCAACCCGCCGGGGCAGGCGAACUCGGUCACGAUCCGUUGUAGUCCUCAAGCGCAACCGGCGCUCCAGGUCUAAAAGUCCCCACAAACGGACCAGAUCUAAAACUCCUUCCUCUCGACGGCGCUCCCGUUCCCCCGCCAGGAGAAAUCGUUCUCCACCGAGGUCUGGCAAACGCUCCAAAUCUCGCUCGUUGUCUCAAAGGCAUCGGUCAAAGUCACACUCACCGCUACCUGUCAAGAGGAAGUCCAAAUCUCCUAGGAAGAGUGGAAGAAGGUCAAAGUCUAAAUCCGUCUCUGUGGGCUUGAACAGAUCCAAGUCCAGGUCUGAGUCAAGUGAUGGGCAGUCUGACAACUCCUCCCCAGCCAGAUCCACAUCUUCUUCUCCUGUUAAACCGAUAAAGUCUUCCUCUCCUGAAGCAGAGCAGACAGCUGGAGAAAGUGGAGGAUUUAAAGCUACAGCAGGUGCCUGGAAACCCAUGCCCUCAUCAGAUGCCAGUUCCUCAGAUACAUUGCAGGAGCAGCCUCCGACGCUUUCUCCCAACCAUGACAAGGAACAGAGGGCGCGUGCCAGCUCAUCCAAUGAACGAGAUGUUUCCAGGUCCAGGUCUGGUUCUAGAGAGCCCAGCACUGGCCCAGAUGGGUCAGAUUGUUCAGCAGGCUCAGAUGAAGAAGAGGUGUCUUCCUCCCCAGUUAAAACGGCUUCUAAACACCAGAAAAGCUCAACUUCACCUCGACGAUCGACAUCCAAGUCUACAUCUCGAAGGAAGCAGUCUAGGUCCAAGUCUCCUGUGAGGAAAAGAGAAUCUGUCUCUCCAUCAGAAAGGAAGAAACGACGGUCUAAGUCUCGGAGUCCUGCCUGGCGACGGAGGUCGCGCUCUCCCGCGCGGCGUAAACGCUCCCGCUCCAAGUCACGAACCAGAAUCCGGCGGUCCAAGUCCCGCUCUCCAGCCCGAAAAAGACGAUCCCGCUCACCCAAUGCCCGUGGGAGGAGGAGGUCCAAGUCCACAGACAGAAGCAAGCGAUCAAAGAGCCGCUCCACAGGCCGGAGGAAAAGGUCAGGAGACAGAAGUAGGCGAUCAAGGUCUCGUUCUUCUGAUCGCAGACGCAGGUCUAGGUCAAGGGGCCGAGGGAGACGCCCGGUGUUUCGCAGUCGUUCGUUUGAUAGGCGGGACAGGUGGAAAAGGGAACCCAGCCACUCUCCAGUUCUCAUUCUUCGCAAACAGCGACGCUCAGGGUCCCGGACACGACGCAGCACCAGCAAGACUCCCCCACGCCUCACUGACCUGGAUAAGGACCAGUUGCUGGAGAUAGCCAAAGCUAAUGCUGCUGCUAUGUGUGCUAAGGCAGGGGUUCCCAUUCCUGAGAGUCUUCGGCCGAAAGCCAUUCUCCAGCUCCCUCUACCCACUCCAUCUCCUACCCCCCUCUCCUUACCUCUACCGUUACCUCUCCCAAUGGGCAUGGGGAUGCCCAACAUGCCGAAUAUGCCCAACAUGGGUCAAAUGGGGAUGCCCAAUAUUCCAGGAAUGCCCAGCAUGUCAAACAUCACCAUGAGUGCCGCUAUGGCAAGUAUGACAGCAGCUACUAUGACCGCUGCCUUGACCAACAUGGGUGCCCUGGCAGCCAUGCCUCCCCUUGCCCCACUUCCUACCAUCACUAACAAACCUCCCCCAUGUCUCGUCCCACCAACGCCAACCCUUAACCUGGACCACAUCGAGGAAGCAAAGAGGAAGGUCACACAGCAAGCUAACAUUCACACCAUCAAGGAGCUUACUGAGAAGUGUAAGAUGAUUGCAAAUAGCAAGGAGGAGAUGGCUAUUGCUAAACCCCAUGUCUCGGACGAUGAAAGCUAAAAUCGCCAUGCCCUCACGCCACUCCUCAAAAGACUGAAGGAAAAUGUAAAAAAAAAAAAAAAAGCAGGAGGACCUACCUUCCCACAGUUCCCUUUGGCAGCCAGAAGACCUGACUGAGCCUCGUAAACCACCAA
Molecule: messenger RNA, 3886 nt
Organism: Perca flavescens (yellow perch)
Lineage: Eukaryota; Metazoa; Chordata; Actinopteri; Perciformes; Percidae
Gene: sona
Product: SON DNA and RNA binding protein a
Exons: 10
Coding region: 249-3752 (1167 amino acids)
Biological process (GO): regulation of mRNA splicing, via spliceosome; regulation of cell cycle
Molecular function (GO): RNA binding
Source: RefSeq, a predicted model, not a curated record